Parathielavia appendiculata is the source of this 1511-nucleotide messenger RNA. RefSeq lists its product as uncharacterized. The record is from RefSeq and is a predicted model, not a curated record. The coding region runs from base 63 to 1274 and encodes 403 amino acids. NCBI's taxonomy places the organism in Eukaryota, Fungi, Ascomycota, Sordariomycetes, Sordariales, Chaetomiaceae. The transcript is spliced from 3 exons.
AAUCAAUACUUCCCUUUCACACCUACUUCUCCAACAUCAUCUCACACCACAGUCCCUCAUACAUGGCUACCCCAGCUCCGCCUGCGGCCGGGAACACGGCCUACCAAACAAGGAGCGCACCUUUCUUUGAAAUAUCAUGUUACGUCUCCCGUGGCAAAUGCGUAGGGACUGGCCGCAGCCUCAUGGAGACCGAGCUCAUGCAGGCAAGAGAUGAGGUCAAGAAGCGCAUCCACGAACUUUAUGAGCAAGGGGUUCCCUUCUUUAGUAAGAAGGUCUUCCAGCACGCUUUGGAACAAAUUGAGCAUUGCCGCAACGCACCCACACCCCCUAACGGUGCGAAGGCCCCCAUCAUCUCCAUGCCAACAGUCGACGGGCGAGUAGUCGAGUAUGUAUUAGAGACCGGAUCAGUGAAGCCCUACCAUCCCGACGAGUGGAAGGACACUGAGUUCGUUGUAGGAGAUCCCUAUCUCGAUUACCGUGCAGUUCAGCACUUGACUCGGUCUGACGACAUCGACCUCUUCGACCCUGACGCGGCAUAUUCUCCAACACAGCUACUCUACCCGCUGUUGGUGAGAGACAAGGCAACCGGCGAGUUUCUGGUCCCUUCUGACUGCGCCUCGGUGGCCAAUCUGCGCGAAGCAUUCGCCGCUGGAGUCAAGAGCUGGGAAGACAGCGAGGAUUGCAAAGACUUGCGAUCUCUGCUCGAAACCAGAGACCGGCGGCUGCCCAAAGUCAGCAAGAUCGUCGCCUUUGCCUGCUCGACCAUGGCCGUUGUGACCGACGACGAAGCGAGACGAUCGCGCAUCAUACACCAACACGCUCUGAUGCUCACGCUCCGGGACAUCUUCUCCCGUCAGCAGCAGCAGCCCGGCGAAGGAGCGCCAGAGAUCAAGUGCUUCGCCCAAGACCCAAGUUACACCGAAACCGACGCAGCGGUACUGCAAGAAACCGGCAUCACCGUGCUCGGCGACCCGCGAGGGUUCCUCGAGGUCGACGAUGAGAGCAUCGUCAUCUCCUUCAGCCCCAACAUACCCGUCCGGCAGGUCAUCGCCGACAUCGCCCGCCCGGCCGUCCUGGCAUGGAACCACGUAAAGUCCGAGCCCGAGGAAGCUGCUUUCUGUAACUGUAUGUGGCCCGGCCAUGGGCCGGAGCAUUUCUGUGAUCCCGGCUCCUCGCGUCUGCGAGACAUGGUGCGGGACUACUACCAUGAGCCGGUCCGCCUUGGCCCUGAGAAAGCGUUCGGGGAGGCAAGUGUGUACAUCCGGCGGGAGUAGACAGACGAUAGGCCUUGAUAUGCCUCGACUCGUGGCUUUGGGCAGGUAGCCAGCUUUGACUUUGAUAUUGCCUGGCUGUGGGGGUCAGGAUGGGGACGCUCAAAUUGGAUUCCCCAUCAAGAAGCAUUGCUAAGCAGGAUUCGAGUCCGAACUCCCCUGAAUCUUACUCCCGCCUUGUUGACCCCCCAUGUCCCCUCUAAUCAAGCAUCUCCGCCACCGAUCAGCCUGCCUCCCGUG